This is a messenger RNA of Aspergillus sclerotioniger CBS 115572, 1849 nucleotides long. RefSeq names its product crossover junction endodeoxyribonuclease. NCBI's taxonomy places the organism in Eukaryota, Fungi, Ascomycota, Eurotiomycetes, Eurotiales, Aspergillaceae. Gene Ontology annotation, molecular function: crossover junction DNA endonuclease activity; 5'-flap endonuclease activity. Bases 98 to 1762 code for a protein of 554 amino acids. The record is from RefSeq and is a predicted model, not a curated record. The transcript is spliced from 3 exons.
CGGUACUCUUCGCCCCCAGAAGCCUUGGUUUACGUUACAAUUUUGCUUCUGUUGGUAUCUUGGACUCCAAUUGCUAGGAGCUAGGAAGGCUGUCCGAAUGGGGAUUCCGGGACUUAUCCAUGCGAUUGGCGCGGGAGAACGACUUUCUCUAUCUAGAUUGGCCGUAACCCAUUUGGAACGCACAGCAAAACCUAUUCGUAUUGCCGUGGACAUUUCAAUAUGGCUGUUUCAAGUGCAAGCCGGCCGGGGUGGGAGGAACCCAGAACUGCGCACAUUAUUCUACAGAUUACUGAAAAUCUUGGCACUCCCAAUUCAUCCUCUCUUUGUGUAUGAUGGCAAGAAUAAGCCGCCUUUCAAGAGAGGCAAAGCUGUGUCAGGACGCAGUUAUGGAAGUGCUCCAAUCAUUCGACUUUCCAAGAUCCUAGUCGAUUUAUUCAAAUUUCCUCGCCACGAGGCACCAGGAGAAGCAGAAGCAGAGUGUGCAAGGCUGCAAAGGGCAGGAGUUGUUGAUGCGGUCAUGAGCAAUGACGUCGACGCUCUAAUGUUUGGAUCAACCUUUACAGUCAUGGGGUUUUCAAAAGAAAGCGGUACUGGUUCAGCGGCGGCGACGCAUGUUACCUGCUACCGCAUGGACGGCGCUGGAGAGCCAUCGAGUGUGAUGCUAGAUCGCGCAGGCAUGAUUCUGUUUGCCAUGCUGAGUGGUGGUGAUUACUUGCCGUCGGGAGUCCCCAAGUGCGGUAGCAAGCUCGCUGGCGAGAUUGCAAAAGCUGGUUUCGGCGCCGACCUUCUUGAAAUACUUGACUCAGGCUGCGAUGACCUCGAUGUAAAAUUGAGUGAAUGGAGAGAAAGACUCCAGUAUGAGCUUGAAGAAAACGAAAGUGGUUAUUUUCAGACCAAACAUAAAGCCGUCCGGAUUCCGGACACGUUUCCAGAUAGGAUGAUCCUGUCGUAUUAUGCAAAACCUGUGGUAUCAACGACAAGCGAUAUAGUGGCCCUUGAGCAACGCUUGGUGAAUGCCUGGGACAAAGACAUCGAUGUUGUGGAACUGAGGAGGUUUGCUGCGAACACCUUUGAAUGGAACUACCGCUCUGGGGCAAGGAAAGUGACUAAGUUACUUUCAGAACCGCUUGUCUCUUACCGACUACGCCUUGGAAGACAAGUAUCGGCCUUUCCUGAAAAUGGUCCCAAAUUAUCCAACAGCAACGUUCCAAUGCUGCAGAAAAUCUACAAAAGCCGAUCGAGCUACAGUACCGACGGGUUAACGGAGUUCCAGCUUGACAUUGUUCCUGUCGACGUUGUUGGUUUGAAUAUACUUGCUGAUGAGCCAAACCCUCCACUCCCUUCUCAAGGAUCGACGGUGUCGGGUGAUGAAGAAGAAGAGCUAGAGAAUGAGGUAGUGUCAGUGCCUCAGUCUCCAGCCAAGAAACGUGUCACAAAGCGUUAUGAUCCUUACGCCUCCGAAAAGGUGUGGGUUUUUGAAGCCUUGGCCACAAUAGGUAUUCCAGAAGUUGUGGAAAAUUGGAGAAGAGAGCAAGCUGAGAAGGCGGCUCCGAAGAAGCCAACAGCUCGGAAAACAGGCCCUAGGAAAAAGGGGCCUAUAGAUCCGGGAAUGAAGCGAGGCAGCAUUUUGAAGUAUGGCACUCUCACAAAGGAGCACACUGGAAUCUCUAGUUUUAAGAGCGCAGCGCUUUUGGAGGCAGCUGUCUCCACUGAAUCGCCCUUGAAGCCCAGCCAGUCGAGUUCCCCCAGCAGCAAUCGUUGACUGACGAGAACGAAGAUUAUCUGAGCUUUGAUGAUCUAGUUGACCGGUUUUCCACGUUGUGUCACUUAUCAUCCAAGGCAGAUGCUA